CCACCCGCGACACUGCUCAAGUUCCUCGACCACAACCUAACCACACUACUUUUUGCAUCAAUCUCAAUCCAAUACGUACAGCAUUGCAAUUGCUACUUUUCAAAAAUGUCCUCGGCUACAAACAAAGACAACCUCGAGGUCUACUUUCACCUCAAGUCCCUCAUCAUCUCAAACGCCAAACUCCAGCACGGCGCAUCCAUUGGAGGCCGCCCGCGAAGCUAUGACAUUGUGACAAGCAGCCAAUUACGGGGUCAGAAACAAUACCGUGUCAGCCUUGUUGCGUACGACGAGAACCAGAAAGGAACGGGGAAAGUGGACAUUGACAGCAAGGUGCUGAGCAGGAGUGGCAUGAAGCUGAAUUUGAACGGCGCAAUGGAAGAUUUGCUGAAGAAAACACAGGAGGAGUUGUGGAAAGAAUGAUGGUGAGUUGCGACGUGAACGGGGCGCUAGUCAGGCACAGGUUAGCCCCCGGCUAGCGUUGCUCGGAUCGCCGCCGUGAAUGGUUCUCACGUGAUUGUCUGCUGUUUAUCUGCCCCGUUGCAUACUUUUUCAGAUGUCGGCAUGGAAAUGAACGACUUGAGCAGUCUGGUGAUGUGAUAUAAUAAUGGGUAAUAAUAUAUUCUAUCGAACUUCGAGUCGCAGUUGCUAUCUUCAAUUGUUUGUUAUUAUUGCAGAGCCGCCCUCUAAAUUCGCGCAACGCUGACCUCUUGAGUACCAUGUUAUAAUGCCCAUUUUCGUAUCUUCUAUGGGCGCGGGUUUCAAUCUGUACUCACUCGAAGCUCGCCGAUGGUGGUCGAUGAACGGUCGCGUGAACCUACAUCGAAUAACCUCAAGUGCUCCAGGCAGAACAGCACCGAUACCCGUAGAAGCAAACACAACCUACUCACCUUGCAAACACUAUCCACCCGUACAGCUUCAAUAUGCAACCAACCUGUAUUUUGAGCAGUAUAUAUACAGUGUAAACCGCAAUUUCUUAUAUAAACAAGCGCAGUUGGCCCAGAGGACCUCACUGUCAUGGCCACCUACCAUGAUAA
Messenger RNA from Periconia digitata, 1034 nucleotides. NCBI's taxonomy places the organism in Eukaryota, Fungi, Ascomycota, Dothideomycetes, Pleosporales, Periconiaceae. The record is from the annotation of a GenBank genome assembly.